Ceratitis capitata (Mediterranean fruit fly) is the source of this 657-nucleotide messenger RNA. RefSeq lists its product as uncharacterized. The record is from RefSeq and is a predicted model, not a curated record. Gene Ontology annotation, molecular function: UDP-glycosyltransferase activity. The transcript has a single exon. Lineage: Eukaryota; Metazoa; Arthropoda; Insecta; Diptera; Tephritidae. The coding region runs from base 1 to 657 and encodes 218 amino acids.
AUGCUCACCAGUUGCAGUUGUCUUGGGCGACCACAAACGGACGUCCCAUCGCGCAUACUCGGUCUCUUCGUCACCUACUCAAAAUCGCAUAUGCUCGUCUAUUGCACAGUCGCAGAGCACUUGGCGCGUGUGGGGCACAAUGUCACGGUAAUUGGCAUCAUAGAAAACGUUUAUCCAAAUGCCAACUACAAGUAUCUGCACCUCCAACUACCAAAAGGCGACCGACUAGAUAAUAACGCACUGCGGCGUGUCAUCAACCGCCGACACUCGUUCAUACAGAGUUUAAUUGUAACGACACGUGAAUAUAUGCGCAUGGCGAACGCGUCUUUGUGGCAGCCAGAGAUGCGUGAGUAUCUACGUGACCGCCAGGCGGGCGCAUAUGAUCUCUUGCUUUUCGGUUAUGUGAUGAACGAGUUCCAAAUGGGCUUGGCCGCGCAUUUCCAAUGUCCGAUUGUCGUAUUGUGGGUUGUGCAGCCGGCUUUGCAGGUCAAUCGUUUUGUGGGUAAUUCCGUGGAGCCGAACUACGUGCCCACUUUGACGAGUCGUCUGCAGCAGCCGUUGAAUUUUAUGGGCAGGCUGAAGAACUAUAUUAACGCCUUGCUGGAGGAGCUCUUGGUUCUGUAUUUGGAUUAUUGUGCGGGGCAGUUAUAUAUGUAA